Messenger RNA from Paramecium sonneborni, 9236 nucleotides. Lineage: Eukaryota; Ciliophora; Oligohymenophorea; Peniculida; Parameciidae. The record is from the annotation of a GenBank genome assembly.
AUGAAUUGUUAAAAUCUCAGUAGAUUUAAAUAUAUGAUAAUGAUUUCAUAAAUCCUGCUCUUAUGUGUAGGUAAGUGUUGUCCAUUUACAAAUUAUGAAACUAGUUUGCUUAAUGAAUACUACCCAAUGGAAGAAAGAAUAAUUGAUGAGAUGAGUACAUCUUAAAGUUUUGGAUUUUGGAGUUUUUCAAUACCUUUAUGGUAGGUUAAGACAUAUCCAUAAGUAGAGGGAUAAGCAAAUUAUGAUAGAAGACUAUAUUAAUUGAUGUUUUUGUUGAAAUGUCUUGAUGAUGAUAGAAUAGUAAUGUUUAUGUAUGGAGUACUGGAUGAAGAAUCAGAUAAAGUAAUACAUAGAUUAAGAGUUGAAACAGUAGAUAGUUGGGGUUGGCCUGGAUUUAAUAGUUAUAAUUUUGAAUACAAUCCUUUAGAAUAUGAAGGUACAUGGAUAUUAACAAUGAUAACAAUCGAAUAAAAAUAAGUGAUAUUUUAAACAAGUAAUUAUGUUAGCAAUAAUAAUAUUGGAGAUAUAUUAAGAGAAAUGAAGAAAGUAAAAUUUAUAAUAGGAGGCACUGGAUAUGUAAUUAAUAUUAUAAUAAUAAAAAAGAUAGAUGUAUUUACGGUUGGAAUAUUUAGAGGAAGAUUAUCUAAGUUAAUGUAGUUUACAGAUUAUUCUGAAUAGAAAUUUGAAGAGGUAGAAAAUAAUUGCAAGAUUCCAGAGAGAGUGGUAGGUAAAUAAAGAGUGGAUUUAUAUCCAGAAGUAUAUAUAUUCAAAGGUGAUACUUAAAAUAUAUUUGAUAUUGAAUAAGUAGGUAAACGAUUUUGUAUUUCUGGGUGGGUUAAAUAUGAUUCAAUAGAUGCAGUCAAAAAAAUUGAAUAUUUAUUACUUCGUAUAACUACAAAUAAAAACUAUGGCAAUAAUUUAUAUAUUGGAGAUGAAAUAUUAAAAAUUACAGCUAUGUUAGAUAGAUUAGAUCCAUAAUAUACAGAGUAUAUAAUUGAAUCUAAUCAUUAUUCUAUUCCUGUUAAAUAAUAAAAUGUAUAAACUAAUACUAAAAUAUUUGCAUGGUUAUUUAUUGAUGAAGAACCUAUAAUGUAUUUGGAUGCACUUACAUCAUGGCAUUAUAUUUAAUUUGAAUAUGGUAGAACUACAGGACCUAAAACAUUAUUAAAAAUUAAGUAUUUUGCUGGUAAUCUUGAUUCAGAUGAAGCUGUUUUCUCUGAUGACACUAAAGCUGGAUUAUUUAUUAAUACUAAAUAUUAUUUAAUAUUUGGAAGUGAUAUUAUCAAUGUAAGAAGAAUUAAAGCAUAAGUUGCUAAAUUUCAAUUCAUUUAUAAUUAUGAUUAAGAUUAAGAAUUCUAUUAUGGUAUCAUUAUAUUAUCAUUUUUAGAAUGCUAUUAUACUUGUGCUACUUGUAAUGGACCUCAACCUAAUAAUUGUUUAACCUGUUCAUCUGAAUCAAAUAGAAUACUAUUACAAGAUAAACAUUUAUGCAUUUGUAAUAAUGGGUAUCUAGAAAAAGAUAAAAUUUGUUUGCCCUUUACUUAAAUAUAUCCAACAUUAAUAUUUUCAGAUAUUAAAUAUGAUUCUCUAGAUUAAAGAUGUUAAUUUGGGUACUUUUUACUACCUACUACUUAAAAUUGUAUAUAAUGGUAAUCUAUUUAUCUAUAUCCUUUUUAGUCCAUAAUAAUCAACUUUAGAUCUACUUUGUGUCGAUUGUCUAUUCAAUCCAACUACUUGGUAUUUAAAAUCUAUUUGUACUACUGAUCUUAUUACACAAUAAACAUCACUUGAUCAAGGUGCUUAUAGAAAAAUUUAAAGAAAUACUACAGAAUACGAUCUUUAUUCCAUUAAUUAGGAUAAUAACUUAUAAUUGAUAUAAGGAGCAUAAGACUUUUGUAAUCAUGAAGACAAUUUAUAAAACUGCUUCUUAAUUCCCUUUCAAUUACAUUUAUCUUAUGAUCUCUAUGUCAUUUGUAAAUAGAAUCAUUACUUCUCUAAUCAUUAAUGUACAUUAUCAAAUCCAGCUUGUAUCUAAUCUAAUUUCUUAUCAUCUAAUUGCUUAGAAUGCACAAAAGGAUUUUACUUAUCUAGAGAUUAAUAAUGUGAGUAAUGUCCAAAUCAAUGUAUAACUUGUAAUUUUGAAGAUAAUAAUCUUAAAUGUCUUUCUUGCCCUUAAACAUAUGAACCUGUUGGAGCUACCUGUUUAAAAUGUGGACUUAAUUGUUCUAUAUGUCAACGUUAAAUGAAUUACUUAAUUAAUGAAUUCUUUAUGUAAUGUUUAAGAUGUGUAGAUUAGAAUAAAUAUUAUUUAUCAUUAAAUGGAGUUGAUUGUAUAGAAAAUACUUUGGAAAAUUGUGAAAUUGCAUAUGAAACAACUCCUGGAAAUAAACGCAUCAAUUCUCUAGAUUAUGAUUUUGUACCUUAUUAUGGAGAAGUGACAACAGAAUGUGCUAAAUGUCAUAAAUUUUAUUGUUAUAAUGCAUCCUCUAAAACUUGUGAGUUAAACGAAUUCUUUGAAUGUGAAUACUGCAUUAUAACAGCAAUAAAAUAUUAAUGUUUAUUUGGGCCUAAAUCAUUCAAAUAUGAUUUAUUUGAUUUUGAAGAUAUUGGACCCAUCUCUUUUGUUGAAUAAUGCUCGGGAUAUAAUCAUAAUUGCUACUUAUGUAUGAUUGGUCAAAUGAAUCAAUAAAUUAAUUAUUAAUGCAUUAUUUGUGAAGAUGGUUAUUUUGCGAAUAAACUAACAGCAUAAUGUGAACCUUGUCCAUAAGAACUAUUUUGUUCAAAAUGUUUUUAAUAAAAUAAAAAGUCAAAAGAUGAGUGGAAAACUGAAAUUCGUCAAUACUAUAAAGUUGAAAUUGACGACAUAUUUUAAGCACAUUCAUUUAUUGAAUAUGGAACAAGUCCAGAUAAUGAAAGUUAUGAAGUUGUGUGUAUUAAUUGUAUUUCAGGAUAUGAAAUCUAAAAUAAUGAAUGCAUACCAAAAUGUCCAGAUAACUGUCUUGAAUGCUUAAUUAUGGAUAAUAAAAAUAUAUGUGUUAAAUGUCCAAAUACAAUAAAAGGACGUAGUUAUAGUUUGGAUAAUAAUCAAUGUAUUGUCUGUCCUAUAAAUUGUUCUUUAUGUCGUUAAAGAGAUGAAAAUGAAAUUAAAUUAAUUAACCCUAUAUUCAAUAGUCAAGAGUUUUUAUAUACUUCAAAUUAAUGCUUAAAAGGAUAUACAGGAGCAUACGAUAAGCAUUUAGGAAUAUAUGUUGAUUGCCCAUAAACUUAAUGUCUAAAAAGAUUAGACAUUAAUUUAAAUUUAUAUUGUGAUAUCAAUAAAUUCAACAGAGCUUUGAUGGAUUUAGAUUAAGAGGAACAAAUUAUUUAAUUCAAAUAGUCCAAUAUUUUAAUUAAUGAUUUAUUUUCAUCCUCUAGUUUUAAGGAAGUAAUCAAUCAUUUCAUAAAAAUAGUUUGAAACUCAAUAGUUUUAUUUGUUAGCUAAUCAAAAAGUUAUCUAAACCAUUUCCAUUUAUAUUGUAAGCCAAGAAACUCAGCUUUGUAUUAUUAAUGGUAAUAAAAGUAUUCAGCAAAAAUUUAGUUAGAAUAUAUUUUCUGCUAUGUAUUUAUUUAUAUUUAAUUAUAUAUUAGAAAUGUAGAACUAAACAUAUAAGGAAAUGGAUUUACCACCUUUUCAUAUGAUAAAACAAUUUCAAUUAUAAACUUUAAAAAUGUUAAAUUUGAUGGUAUUAAAUUGAAUCCAAUUCAAGUUGGAAAUAUCAAAUAACUUUUAUUUCAUAGUGCUUUCCUUUAAACUAUAUAACUAAUUCAAAUAAUAUAUGAUAGUUCUAUUGAAUAAGAUAAAUCUUAGAUAAUUAUUAAUAAUGCUGAAAAUGUGAUUAUUGAUUAAUUUGAAUCCUCUAAUUUAAGUAUUAAUAACAUUGAUUCUUUUAUCAGAAUAUAAGCUAUUGAAUCAGAGCUAAAAAUUCAAUUAUCAAAUUUUUUAUUUAAACAAAGUUAAUUUCAGAAUGUCAUUCUACUAUAUUUUCAUUCAAACUUUGAGACUUCUAUAGAAUUAAGACAUUUUUCAAUAAUCUCCAAUUUUACAUCAGCUCAAUUACUAAAUACAUAAUAUGGUUAAUUAACGAUGGAGGAUAUUUAGAUAUAAAACAGUAUGAUAAGUUUAGUGGAAAAUCUUUUUCAUUUAGAUUUAUUAACGAAAAUUGUAAUUAAUCGCUUCAAGGUGUUAUCAACAAUUAUUACUUAAUCCACAAUUUUUAAUUUAAAUUAAAAAUCUCAGAUAUCAGAUUUAAAAUUUAAUUCAAAUUAACUAUUUAACAAUUCUAUUGUAAUAUGGAAUUAGAAAAUAAGUGUGGAGUAAUAUACUUUUGAUAAGUUUUAUUUCUCAUUAAAUUCUUAUGAUGAAUAUUCAAAGUUCAUAUUAAUAAAAUAAAAUCUUUCCCCUAACAAAGAAAUUCUUUUAACUGAAAUACAAUUAUUAGGUAAUUGGUUAACAUCACUUUCAAGCAUUUAAUAAUUAGAAUAACAAGAGAUAUCUUUAAUAUAUGUAUAAAUUCAAUAAGUCUAAAUAACAUCACUUAAAAUAGAGAGAGGAAGUGGGAUUAAAGAAUUUAGUUUUGUAGAGAUAGAUUCUUUAAAAAUUACUGAUUUAUUUAUUACAUAACAUUCUGCUUAUGUAUUUUAAGGUCUUCAUUAAUUCAUAGAUUGUUUAUAAAAAACAAUAAAAUAUCAUGUCACUUCAUUAUACUUCUAUGAUGUUAAAGUAUUGGAAUUGAAUUCAUUAACAAUUUCAAAUGCUGAAUCCAUAGAUUAUCCUAUCAUUAAUAUUUAAACAUCAAUUUCUAAAGUAUCUAACUAUAAUUCCUUAAAACUAACUGAUUUAAAUCUUAAUGACAAUUUACUUUUGAUUACUAAUCAAAUGAAAUAAAUUUCACUGAUUUAAUUGUCAACUUAACUUGAGUUCUAAAUUGAAAUUAAGAAUUCAAUAAUGAAAAAGAAUAUUAUGCAUCAAUACCAAUAGAAUGAUCUUAUAAAUUCUGGAUUGAUAUUCAAUUUUGAUUGUUCAUAUUGUAGUGUUAAUAUAGAUAAUAUGAUAGCUGAAUCAAAUUUAGUUACUAAUUCAACAGAUAGUAUAAUUUAUAUAAAAUCUAAGAAGAUAAAAAUUAAAAAUUCUAAUUUCAUUUAAAAUUGCAUAUUUGAUUAUGAUAUUAUAUAACCAUAUUUAGUUUGGGGAUUUCAAAAUAAUGAUGAAGUGUUUCUUGAAUAAAUUAAAGAAAUUUUCCCAAUUUAAGUAAUAACUGGAAAUGCAAGAUUGAUUAGCCAAGAUUUAGAGAUUACAAGUGUUUUGAUUACAAAUUCAUCUGGUUCUGGAUUAUAUUUAAGAAUGGAAAAUAGUGCUAAAAUAAUAAUAACUAAUUCAAUUUUUAAUUUUAUAAGUAGUCAUUUUUAAUAAGAGAAUGAAAAUGGAGGAGCAAUAUAUUUCGAUUCUUCAAAUUCAGUUUCAUCUACAAUUACUAUUAAAAAUGCAACAGUAAAAAAUAUCUUUUGUAGAAAUAAAGGAGGUUUCAUAUAUCUCUUAAAUGGAGAAGGGAAGCUUUAGAUUUCUCUUAUUAAUAUAUCUUUGAUAGAUGUUUUUGCAUCCUUAGGAUCAAUAAUAUACUCUGAAUUCUCAGCCCUUUCACAAUAACAAUAAAAUUUUUAAAUUAAUUAAGCAACAAUCAGUAAUAGUCUUAAUGGUUAAUUAGUAUUUUUCAAUAAGUUUAUUUUAUUAAGAGAAUCUUAAAUAUAAGCCUUAAUGUAUUAAAGAUUUUUAAUUUUACUAAUCAAUGGUAAUUAAAUUCAAUUGGAAAACAUAGUUGUUUCAGAUCUAAACUUAGAAUCGUUUUUAUCAUUAUAUAAUACAAAAAGUGUUUAAAUUUCCUCUAUUUAGAUAUCAAGAUCAAAUUUCCUUCAUACAAUUAUCAUCUUAAAUAACAUGAAAUAAAAUUCUAAAUUAUUCUUUAAUAAAGUUUCAAUUCAAGAAAUAACAAUGCUAGAUAUGAUUGAGAUGGAAUCAAAUUGUACAAAAAUAUUUAAGAAAUUUGAUUCUUAAUAUAAAUGCUUAUCAGAAAUCAAGAAAUCUCCAUCAAAUUUAAAUUUUAAAUAUGAUAUCUCAUCAUUAUCAAAUUCUUAUUGUAUGAUUAAUUAGAUGAAAUAACUUUAGAAGUAAUAAACAUUCAGUGUAAUCGACAUUUAACCUACUUAUACAAAUAUGAGUUUGUCUUAAGUAACUUUAUAAUAAAUUAAUUGCAAAUAAUGUUAAAAUGGUCUAAUAAAUUUAAAUUUCAAAGAUUCUAAUUCAUUUUUAUUAAUACAAUCAUUAAAACUAAAAUAAAAUGUUUGUGGUUAAUCAAGUUGUAUUAAUUUAAUAAAACCGUUAUCUUCAUUACGUUUGCUAUAAAAUGUAGUAACAUAAGUAUAUGAAAAAUAUUUUGAUAUUCGAAUAAAUGAUUAUUAUUGCAAAUAUAAUGAAGCAUUUGAAGGUACAUGUUUGUAGGUAAAAAAUUUAAAAACUUUAAUUACUAAAUCUGUUUUUGAACAUAACUUUGCAAAUUCAUCAGGUGGAUCAAUUUCAGUUAUUGGAAAUGAAAUAUUCUAUCUUGUUUAAAGUAUUAUAUAUAAUAAUACGGCAAAUUAUGGAGGAGGAUUAGAAAUAAAAGAUCAAAUGAGUUAAAACUUAACUUAAUUUGGGUCUUUAAUUGCAAAUAAUAAGGCUUAGUUAUUUGGAAAUGAUUCUUCUUAAGUUCCGUCAUAAUUAUCAAUAACAAUAAAUUUAAAAGAUGUUUUACCAAGAACUAAAGUAUUAGAGAAAGAAGAUUUAUUGAUUGAAUAGAUUUUAAUAAAGCCAUACAAAGUAUUUGCUAAUGAAUAUUCAGAAGCAUUUUAUGUACCAAAUGGAUAAAAAAUAUCUGAAUAUUAAUAUUUCGAUUGGAGUAAAGGAGAAUAUGUUCCAUAUAAUUUACAUUUUAGAAUUGUAGCUUUAGAUAAACUAAAUUAAAUUUAAUAAAAUUUAAAUAAUUCUUAUUGUGAAAUUAGUGGAAGAUUACUUAAGGAUUUUGGUGAAAAUGAAUUCACUUAAAAUUUUACAAAUAAAAAAAGAGUGGAGUUUAAUAAAACUGAUUAUAAUUUAGAUGAUUUAAUUGUUUAUUUAGAUGAUUAAUUUAACAUGACUUUACAAUUAUAAAUAUUUUGUAAUUCAAUUUACAUACCCAUUUAUAAUAAGAAUAAGGAAAUCAUAAGUUAUCAUAAUAAUUAUAAUUUAAGAAUCAAUAUUAAAACCUUACCUUGUUAAAUGGGAGAAAUCAAAAGUUUAGUUAAUUCUGCUUGUGUUCCAUGUGAUGUUGAAUAAGGUUAAUUUACUCUAAAUAUAAAUUCAAAUAAUUGUAUGUAUAUGGAUGAAUCAACAACAAGUGAAAUAAGAUCAGCUUAGUUAAAAUUAAAGGCUGGAUAUUGGAGACCUUAUUUUUAUACUGAUCAUAUAAGUGAAUGUAUCAACUUACUUGAGAAUUGUCUUGGAGGAUGGAAAGAAGGUGAUACUUCUUGUUAUAAAGGACACAUAGGUGCAUUAUGCGAAGAAUGUGAUUUAUAUAAUUUAAGAGGAGAUGGAUAAUUUUCAACAAGUACAAAAUAUUCUUGUGGAUCAUGUACUGAAAAGAGCAAAAACUCACUUAUUAUAACAGCAAUUACAAUAUGGUAAUAAUUAUAAAUAAUUAAAUUAGGACUUUAAUAUCUAUUUUAAUUUCUGUUAGAAGUACUGUAGAACUAUUAAAUAUGGCUGCUAUUAAAAUAAGAUUCAGUAAAAUAAGAGCAUUUUCAUUCAUGUAAGAAGAUUAAUCUGGUGUUUUAAUUAAAAUGUUGACGAACCAUCUUUAAAUUCUAGCAACAAUAACUACGUUUUAAUUAAAUAUACCAAAUGGUGUUAAUGAUGCUAUUAAAGCAUCUGGUAAUCCUAUGUAGACUAUGGCAUUUUCCUUAGAUUGUUUUUUAAUUGAUAUGUUUGACCUAAAUAUUCAUUAUUCAAGAAUUGUUUGGUAAAUUAUUAUGCCAUUCAUUUAUAUAUUUGUAUUUUUAGGGAUUUACUUUAUUCAACUCAAAAUAAAAAAAUAACAAUAUCAUUUGAGUGUUAUUACAACAACAUUCAUAUAUAUGUACAUUUAUCUCUAGCCAAAUUUAGUUGGUGGUUUGAUUUAAUUAAUAUCAUACAGAACUAUUUCUGGAUAUCAAUGGAUAUCUGCAAAUGUUGCUUAUAGAUAUGACACUUGGAAUCAUUAUAAAUGGCUUCUAGGAUUUUGUUUACCAAGCUUUCUUGUUAUAGCAUUUAUGAUACCUGCCAUUUUCUACUUUGCUAUUUACUUAAAUCGACAUAGAUUAGAUGAUAAAAAGAUCAGAUAAUAAUGGGGAUAUUUAUAUCAUGAAUAUACUACUCAAGUUUAUUUCUGGGAAAUUGUUAAAAUCUUAGAAAAAGAAUUACUUAUUAUAUUCCUCUCCUAUUAUGACGAAUAAGUCAUUAAAAAAGGUAUUCUUGUCUUAUUUGUUGUUUAUUUAUAUCAAGAAUUAAACUUAAAGUUUAAACCAUAUUCUUCCUCUAAUCUUAAUAGAUUAGAUGCUUAUUCAGCCAAUGUUUGUGCUAUAUCAAUUGCUCUAGGAAUUGGAAUCUAUAUAGAUCAACAAAUUGGAUCUCUAGAAAUUUAAAUCCCAUAUUUUAUUACCAUUACUUUUUUAAAUAUCUAUUAUUUAUUCCUUGUUUUAAAAUAAUUAUUAAAAGCUUAUGCGAAAGAAUUAGAAUUGUAACUAGAUAAAGCCAGAGAUUUUAUUAGAUUCAAAGCUCCUUGGCUUUUACGAUUUAAAUUUUUUAAUAAACUUAUGAGAAAUCGGUAAUAAUAAAGAGCUGAUGUAAUUAAAAAAUUCCAUAAAAUUAAAGAAUACUUAAUCAAAUAGGCUAAAUAAAUGAUACUUUUUAAAGAAACUCUUAAAAGUUAAUAAGAUUCAGGACCUAUGAGCUUAUAAGCUUUAGAUAAUUAAUAUUCUAAUGCCUUCCUAUAGUACAAAACUGCAAAUUCAUUACAAAAUUUGUAAUUUUAAUUAAUUAAUAAAAAAGAAAAGAUGAAAAACUUUUGAAUUAGGAUCAACAACCAAGUUCAAAGGGAGAAAAACAUCGUCUCACAAGAGUUUACCCUUUGAUUUAAGAAGAAAAUUAAUGA